AUGAAAUGGGUAAAGGUAAAUAAUGGGGAACCUGUGGAGGCUGCUGCUGCUCGUGGUUUGUUAGAUAUGUUGGAUUCGACAAAUGAGUUAGUUCCUUUUUUUCGUAUGGCACGUGAUAGGUUCAAAGAAGAUGCUGUGCAGGAUCUGAAAAUUGUCAUGAAAAUAUCACGUGCUGAUAGUGGUCGUGAGAAUUUUAUUGGUCCUUCCAAUGAAGUUGGUGCUAUCAUGGUGGGUGAUCUGGAAGAUACCUGUGGUGAGAGGGAUAUUAUCAUUCACAGUAUUAAGCAUGGACUUCAACGUAUAAGUGAUAUGCAUCCUAAAUUAAUGGCUUUACAAUACCCAUUGCUUUUUCCAAGAGGUGAGGAUGGAUACUCAGAUGAUAUUCCUUAUGAGAAGACCAAGAACAACGCAGGAAAGAAACGGAAUACUCCAAGGCUUGGUGGCAGACUAUUUCAACAAUAUGUUGUUGAUUCUUUUUCGGCUAUUGAACAAGCCCGUUUGUGGUGGUAUCGAACUCAUCAAACCACUCUUCGCAAUGACCUCUACACAAAUAUCAAAAAAAGUCUUAGCAUGGGUGAAGGUAGCACAACUAAUGUGGGUAAAGGUUUUAUACUGCUUGCCAGCUUUCUUGGUUCUCGAAGAUAUAUGCAACAGUGCUUUCAAGAUGCCCUUGCAGUCUGUAGGCAUAUUGGACACCCGGACAUUUUCUUGACCAUGACUACUAAUCCUUUGUGGGAUGAAAUUAUUCACAUGAUGAAAAACAUGCCAGGCUGCUUACCUGUCGACUCUCCUGAUGUUACUGCGCGUGUUUUCAAGCUUAAACUUGAUCAAAUUGUUGACGAUAUAAAGGACAAGGGCUAUUUUGGAAAAUGUGCUGCAAUCAUGUAUGUUGUUGAGUUUCAAAAGCGUGGUUUGCCUCAUGUCCACAUGCUCAUUUGGUUGGAUACAAAUUCAAAGAAAAAACUGAAUGCAAAUGUGGACAGCUUUGUAUCGGCUGAAAUUCCCGAUCCAGAUAAAGAUCCUAUUGGUUAUAAAGCUGUAGCCAGACACAUGAUGCACGGUCCCUGUGGUUUGCUCAAUACCAAGUCUCCUUGCAUGAAGGACAUGAAGUGUAGUAAACACUUCCCUAAAAAGUAUUGCUCUCAAACUAUGUUUGAUCAAUCGGGGUUUCCUGUUUACAAGCGCCGUAAUACAGGGAUCACAGUGAAGAAAGGAAAUCAUGAGCUUGACAAUCAAUAUGUAGUUCCAUACAACCGCGAUCUACUGGUGAAGUACCAAUGUCACAUGAACGUGGAGAUUUGCUGUCAUGCACGUAGCCUUAAAUACCUGUUUAAAUAUUGUCUCAAAGGUCAUGACCGUGCUACAGUUGAGAUUUCGAACAAAACAAAUGAGGCUCAGUCUACUUCUGCAGAUGUUCCCAGAGAUGAGAUCCAGACCUAUUUUGAUGGACGUUACAUAUGCGGUGCUGAGGCAACCUACAGGAUAUUUGGAUUUGACAUCCAUUAUCGAUCUAUCUCUGUUCUUCGACUAUCCUUUCACUUACCAGGCAAACGUAAUUGUACAUUUAGAGAAGGCGAGGAACUUCACAAGGUUGUGCAAAGGGAGAAAUUUAAACAAAGUCAACUGGAGGCUUUCUUCCAACUGAACCAGAAGGACAUCAAUGCAAGGAAAUUCACUUAUGAUGAAAUUCCAAGGUACUAUGUUUGGAAUGAAUCUGACUCAAUUUGGACGGUACGUAAGAAAGGCACCCAAUUAGGCAGGCUGCUAUUCACUCACCAUACUUCUGGGGAAAUUUGGUACUUGCGCUUAUUGCUCACAAAGGUCAGGGGACCAACAUCAUUCAACCAUCUCAAAACUGUUGAUGGUGUUUGUUGCAAUACAUUUAAAGAAGCGUGUCAUAAAUAUGGUUUCCUGGAAGACGAUAAUGAAUGGAACGAGCUUCUUCAGGAAUGUUCAAAUUGUGGGUUUCCAGGACAAAUCCGUGAGCUUUUUGUCCAUAUAAUGGUCAAUUGCCAGGUCACUGACUUAUCUUCUCUUUGGAAAAAGUACUGGAAGAGCAUGAGUGAUGACAUUGUCAUGCGUCAUCGGAAGGAAGAUGUCAAUAAGCAUGUGUCUAUAAGCGACAAACAACUUCAAUUUUAUGUCCUAGCAGAAAUUGAUAAAUUACUCAGAUCUAUUGGGAAGUCACUACAACAGUUUGCUCAGCUGCCGCAGCCUCCAUCUUCAUUUCUUCACAGAGGAGCUGAUAACUUGAUAAAGGAUGAGACAAGCUAUGAUGUUCAAGAAAUGGAAGAAGAGUUCAACAAGCUUUUCCCUAACUUGAAUACAGAGCAGCUUGAGGUGUACAACGCUGUAUACAAUUCUGUUCAAAACGGCGAAGGUCGUUUGUUCUUUGUUUAUGGAAGUGGUGGGUGUGGAAAGACCUACGUGUGGAAAACUCUAAUAUACAAACUCAGAUCAAUGGGGAAGAUUGUCUUGCCAGUUGCAUCUUCUGGGAUCGCUGCUACUUUAAUGCCUGGUGGGAGGACAGCCCAUUCUAGAUUCAAGAUUCCUAUUGUCCUGGAUGAAGAUUCAUGUUGCUCAAUAUCUCACAAUUCGGAUAUUGCAGAGCUUAUAAAAAAUACCAGCCUUAUCAUAUGGGACGAGGCUCCCAUGCAGCACCGUGAGCGAGCGAUUUUGACUCCAACAAACCAAACUGUAGGCCACCCGAACUCUGUAAUUGUUGGUACUAUUCCAGGUGACACAAAAUCCUACUACAUUGUGGAUAAAGCUGAAGAUUUUGGGGGGACUGCUUCAGAUUUGAAUUUUGCGUUUCCACCAGAGUAUUUGAAUUCUUAUAAUAUCCCAGGGCUUCCACCACAUCAAAUGGAUUUGAAGGUUGGUGUCGCUGUGAUGCUUAUGCGAAAUUUAAACCAAACUCUCGGACUUUGCAAUGGAACAAGGAUGAUGGUCACCAAAUGUUUGAAACAUCGUGUUGAGUGCGAAGUAAUCUGUGGUGCAUUCGUUGGGAGUAGACACUUUAUUCCGAGGAUGGAGCUUUAUCCAACCGAGACAAAACUCCCAUUUAAGCUUAUAAGGAAACAGAUGCCUUUGCAAAUCUGCUACUCAAUGACUAUUAACGAAUCUCAAGGCCAAUCUCUUGAAAGAGUUGGUUUAUUUCUACCAAAGCCAGCAUUCACACAUGGUCAAAUAUAUGUAGCCGUUAGUAGGGUGACAUCUCCAUCUGGUCUGAGACUUUUCAUCGAUGCAAACACAGGUGCACCGACAAAUAUAACCCAGAAUAUAGUGUACAAGGAGGUAUUUUACAACUUGCCCAAAGUCUAA
Molecule: messenger RNA, 3324 nt
Organism: Daucus carota subsp. sativus
Lineage: Eukaryota; Viridiplantae; Streptophyta; Magnoliopsida; Apiales; Apiaceae
Exons: 6
Coding region: 1-3324 (1107 amino acids)
Biological process (GO): telomere maintenance; DNA repair
Molecular function (GO): DNA helicase activity
Source: RefSeq, a predicted model, not a curated record